AUGCUUGGCAUCUGUAAAAAGGCCACAAUAUCCAAGGAUGGCACUAUUGUUCUUGAUGGUGUUGCUGAUAAGAAGGCCUUACAGGAAAGAUGUGAACAGACACCAAUUCAUACAAUUGCCUCCAAUGCCGGCGUAGAGGGGGCUGUUGUUGUUGGCAAGCCGUUGGAGCAGGAUGACCCUGAUCACGGUUACGAUGCAACCAAAGGUGAAUAUGUUGAUAUGGUUAAAACCGGAAUAAUCGACCCACUAAAAGUAAUAAGAACAUCCUUGGUUGAUGCAGCAAGUGCAUGCAGUGUGGCAUCUCUAAUGACAACCACUGAAGCUGUUGGGGUUGAAAUAUCGAAGGAAGCUCUAGCAAUGGGUGGUGGCAUGGAUUAUUGA
This is a messenger RNA of Ilex paraguariensis (yerba mate), 381 nucleotides long. Lineage: Eukaryota; Viridiplantae; Streptophyta; Magnoliopsida; Aquifoliales; Aquifoliaceae. The record is from the annotation of a GenBank genome assembly.